Danaus plexippus (monarch butterfly) is the source of this 2532-nucleotide messenger RNA. RefSeq lists its product as uncharacterized. The record is from RefSeq and is a predicted model, not a curated record. The transcript is spliced from 2 exons. The coding region runs from base 141 to 1058 and encodes 305 amino acids. Lineage: Eukaryota; Metazoa; Arthropoda; Insecta; Lepidoptera; Nymphalidae.
GUUAUUUAAGAGCCCGUGCACACAGAGAGCGGUCAGAGUUCUGAGUUCUGGUGACCGUUGACCGCCCAAGAGUUCCAACGCAUACAAGCUGCAUACAAAUUGUCGCGUUCUAGUUUUGUUUGAGUCUUUGCACAUGCAACAUGUUACUAGAAAGUUCGUCAUCCGAUGAAGAAUUAUUGUUUUUGUGGAGUUCAGCAGCUUCUAAAAAGAAAAGGAAGUAUUGGGUGCACCCAAUUAACACAACGCGAGAAGAACAAGGCGAAUUCAGUAAUAUUUUUCUGGAUUUACUUAAAGAUGAACAACGAUUCUAUAAUUAUUUUCGAAUGUCGAUUAAUAGUUUUAAUGAAUUGUAUAAUAUCAUAAAAUCUGAUAUCGAAAAACAAAAUACUAACUGGAGGAAGUGUGUUUCAUCAAAAGAAAGGCUGGUUAUAUUUUUAAGGUUCCUUGCUACCGGAGAUACUUUUAAAUCAAUCGGCUAUUCAUACCGUAUGGGAUCUACAACUGUUGGUAAAAUAGUGAGGGAAGUGAGUAAAGUAAUGUGGAAAACACUACAACCACUAUAUAUGGCAGAGCCGACUGAAAAAGCAUGGCAGGAGGUAGAAGCUGGUUUCAAUGAGAAGUGGAGAUUUCCAAAUUGUAUUGGUAGUAUCGAUGGAAAACAUGUUUAUAUAAAAUGCCCACCUAAUACGAGAACAUUACAUUUUGGCUAUAGACAAAGAUUCUCUAUUAUGUUGCUUGCUGUGGUGGAUCCAGAUUACAAAUUUAUUUUGAUUGAUGUUGGUACCUAUGGAAAAGAUAGUGACAGUACGGUUUUUCAAAGCACGUCAUUCUAUCAAAAAAUAGUUAACAAUCAGCUGAACAUUCCCGGGCCAAAGCCGUUACCAGGUCGCGAAAAGCCAGUGCCUCACGUUUUAAUUGGAGAUGGUGGUUUCAAAUUAGAAACAUUUUUGUUGAGACCUUUCCCAACUAGUGUAACUAUACAGGAUGAAAGAAAAAGGACAUAUAAUAAGAGACUGGGUAGUGCAAGACGCGUAGUAGAGAGCACAUUUGGCAUUUAGCCUCAAAAAAUGGCUGGUAUUUUUAAAGCCAUUGGAACUCAAUGCAGACACUGUCGUUGAUGUUGUACAAGCAGCGUGUUGUUUACACAAUUACCUUAGAGUAAAAGGAGAUUGUCACGUCUAUGAUGAUGAGCCAGACAUAAACAAUGAUCAACGUAGUACCGCCUUUCAACCUUUUCAGCAAACAAAUAAGAACAGAACCAACUGUACAGCGUAUGCAAUUCAGGACGAAUAUGUCACUUAUUUUAAUCAAUAGGUGUAUAUAUACCCUGGUUAAAAAUAAUCAUUGAAAAAAAAUUGGAAAAAUUCGCAACAUGUAAAUUGUAUAUCUAUAUGUUUAAGCAAAUCUUGAGCAAGCGUGGUGAUUAAUGCUCUAACCUUCUCCUUGUGAGAAAGGCCUUUGCUUAGCAGUGGGCUCCUAAAGCAAUUUAAAUCAAUUAAAAUUUCAAAUUUGAAAUUUCAAAUUUCAUAAUAGAUAUUUUUUUCAAUGAGUAUUUUUAAACAGGGUCCCAGUUUAAAUGAAACUAAUAUUUUAGAUAUACUACCAUGAUCACGGUUGCUGAAGAGUAACCGAAACGUCGAAUACGUAAUUGGUUAAAUUAUUAUUGUUGUAAACCUUAAAGUAUAUCAUUAAUUAAAAUAUAAUUAGAGGAAGCAAUAUAAGAAAACAAAUGUUUACUUAAAUGAAACGAAUACUUUUGGGAUUAUACUACGCGUAUUUUAUUAUUUUAAAUAACUACGUAUUCCCAUUAUGUGAAUCACGAUUCGCGUCUCGUCUGCCCGUGAUCACGGUUGAUGCAAAGUAACCGAAACGUCGGGAGUAUGUAGUUUUAACAAAAAAUAAAUCACGCGUAGUAAAUACGAAAAAUAUUAGUUUCAUUGAAAUGAAUAAAACUCGCGAAAGUCUUAGAUCUCAUUAGGGUCCCAGUUAUCAAUAUUAGACUGACAUCGAUGAUUGACAUAUAAUAAUAACAAUAAUAAUAAUUAUUAUUAUUAUAUUGAAAUAUAAUUAUUAUUAACAAGUGAUGUUUUACUUACUCUCUCCAAAUACCAUUUCUGUGGCAAUUUCAAGCCAAGCUUCAGUUUUUUUGUCGCGUUUUUUAUAGUAUAUAUUACUUAAAUCGUAUAACAAACUCCUUUCCCUAAGUAAUUCAAUCAACUUUUCCGUGUUUGGAAACUGGGACAACGCCGCGUUUCCAGCGUUCCCGGUCUUGACGGGAAAAGAACUCUUGGAACGCGACGUUCCGUUUUGACCGCUGCGAUCAGACUGCCCUAUGUGUGCGUUUCUGUUAUAGACUCGGUAUAUUCUAAUGAAUGCUGAACGCGGAACUCGGAACUCCUGACCGCUCUCUGUGUGUGCGGGCUUAAAAUGUUGACAUUAGCAAAAUAUUGCACAAUUCCAGUAUGAGCGAAGUAGUGCAAAGAAAAAGAAAUUGUUAUUUAUGCAAGGAACUAUUAAAAUUUUUGCUUUUUC